Molecule: messenger RNA, 2402 nt
Organism: Lates calcarifer (barramundi perch)
Lineage: Eukaryota; Metazoa; Chordata; Actinopteri; Centropomidae
Product: sodium-dependent neutral amino acid transporter B(0)AT1
Exons: 12
Coding region: 148-2019 (623 amino acids)
Biological process (GO): sodium ion transmembrane transport
Cellular component (GO): membrane
Source: RefSeq, a predicted model, not a curated record
AGAGUGUGCACUAGCUAAUCUGAACUGCACCAACUGGAUAGUAAAAGAUCAUAAACACGUCUCAACUUUGCCGCAGUGCAGACUACAAGCCCUCAUUUCAACUUCCAAGAACGAUACUGUUAACAUCUUUGCUCUAGCAGGGUUGCAAUGAGGCUGGUAUUUCCUAACCGAGGACUGGAUCUCAGGAUCCCUAACUAUGAAGAUCUGGAGAGGCUGGACAAGGAGGAGGCCAGUGACAGGCCUAAGUGGGACAACAAAGCCCAGUAUAUUCUAACCUGUGUGGGCUUCUGUAUUGGGAUUGGCAAUGUGUGGAGAUUCCCUUACUUGUGUCAAAGUCAUGGAGGAGGUGCCUUUUUGAUUCCCUACCUGAUCCUGCUGGUGCUGGAGGGAAUGCCUCUGCUGCUACUGGAGUUUGCCAUUGGUCAACGUCUGAGGAAAGGCAGCGUGGGAGUGUGGAGGGCCAUUAGCCCUUAUCUGACUGGUAUUGGUAUAGCCUCCAUGCUGGUGUCCCUUUUGGUCGGACUGUACUACAACACCUUAAUAGCCUGGAUCAUGUGGUAUCUCUUCAAUUCCUUUCAAGACCCACUACCUUGGUCCCAGUGUCCUCUCAAUGACAACGGGACAGAAUUUGUACCAGAGUGUCAACAGAGCUCCACUGUGGAUUACUAUUUUUACCGAGUGAGUCUGAAUAGUUCGGCUUCUAUAGCUGACUCUGGAGAAAUCCACUGGCCCAUGGUAGUCUGCCUGUUAGCUGCCUGGACAGUCAUCUGUAUCUGCUACAUACGGGGGAUCAGCACCUCUGGCAAGGCAGUGUACGUCACAGCCAUCCUGCCUUACAUAGUGCUGGCCAUCUUCCUGAUCCGAGGACUGACUCUUAAAGGAGCCCUGAGUGGAAUAGAGUUCCUCUUCACACCAGAUGUUGAUGAGUUGGUAAAACCAACAACUUGGCUGGAUGCAGGUGCCCAGGUCUUUUAUGCCUUCAGUAUAGCAUGGGGCGGCCUCAUCUCCUUCUCAAGCUACAACCCUGUUCACAACAACUGCAUGCAAGAUGCUGUAAUCCUGACUGCAAUAACUGGCUUCACCUCAGUCUAUGCUGCCACGGUCACCUACUCCAUCAUUGGCUUCAGGGCCACUGAGAAAUAUGACGGCUGUAUCAGUGAAAACAUCAUGACGUUACUAAAUGCGUUUGGUCUUCCUGAAGACAACAUCACUGCAAGCAACUAUGAGACAGAGCUGAAUCAUCUCAACAGCUCCUAUCCUGACACUGUUCUUGGACUGGACAUCAAAACCUGUGACAUGCACAAACUUCUCAGUGAGGGAGUGGAGGGAACAGGUUUGGCCUUUAUUGUGUUUACAGAAGCCAUCACCAAGAUGCCUGGUUCUCCUGCCUGGUCUGUCCUCUUUUUCAUCAUGCUUCUCUGCUUGGGAAUCUCAACUCUGUUUGGCAACAUUGAAGGGGUGGUGGUCCCCUUGAAAGACUUGAAUAUGUUUCCUAAAAAAUGGCCCCAAGAAGCACUGACUGGAACAACAUGUGUUGUCGCCUUCAUCAUCUCCAUUCUGUUUGCGCAGCAAUCAGGGCUGUAUUGGGUAACUCUCUUUGACAAUUUUGCUGGAUCUGUUCCACUUCUGACCAUUGGAUUAUUUGAGUUGAUAGCUGUUGUUCACAUCUACGGCAUAGACAGGUUCAAUGAGGACUUGGAAUUCAUGAUUGGACAUAAGCCCUCCAUCUUCUGGCAGAUUUCAUGGAGGUUCAUCAGCCCUCUAAUCAUCCUGGUUAUCUUAGUUUUCUACCUCGUCACCCAAGCCCAAGAAGAGCUCACCUAUUUAGUCUGGGACCCCAACUCUGUGGAGUUUCCAACUCUGGCAUCAGUACCGUACCCGUCAUGGAUCAAUGCAGUCAUAUUUUUUCUGGCAGGAGUCCCCAGUCUGGCAGUGCCUGUCUACGCAUUAUAUAGACUGAUCUUUAGCUGCUGCAGAAAAAAAAAAUGUAUCCAGAAAAAAAAUGAGCCAAAUUUGUGAUUAAAACAUCAGGAAAUUCAAAAUACAACAAAAUGCAUGAUAAUUUAAUUUGUUGUACUGCUUUCAUAACUGUUAGCUAUAUUUUACCUACAAUUGCAAACUGUGAGAGAUACAUUAUUGAUGCACUUUAGUAAAUUGGUCACAUUUCUGCUCAUGUUUUGUGCCAUUUCAUGGCUGUUCUACCAAUAAUACGUUUUUUGAUGAUAUUGUAUCUUGUAUUGUAUUUUUUUUUUUUUAAUUAAAGGCAAGACAUUACACUAUUUUCCACCUAUCCAUAUUCUACAGCUGCUGAUAAUGUUCAACAAGGGGCUAUACUUUUGUAUAUGAGUGCAGCUUGCUUGUGAGUUUUGGUAUUAAAAUUUUUUUGUCACUCUAAAACAUAA